This is a messenger RNA of Punica granatum (pomegranate), 2626 nucleotides long. The record is from RefSeq and is a predicted model, not a curated record. Lineage: Eukaryota; Viridiplantae; Streptophyta; Magnoliopsida; Myrtales; Lythraceae.
CGAGAAUUCGUACCGCCAGUCUGAGAGAGGAAGAGGACCUGAUCAUCUCUCCCACUCUUCGCUACCCGCUUUCCAAUUUCAGACCUCCAACUUCACUUUAUUUACGGAAACUGCCACUCUGUCCCGGCCUUCCCCUUCGUCGUCCUCCCGGUGCGAUCCCCACUCCGCACGAUCUCACUUCCACCGAGCUUCCUCUCUGUCGCCGGGAGCAAAGUUUCGGCUUUGGUCGGCGGCAAUGGCGCAUUGUUCGAGCAGGCAGCUCAGUGACUCGCUCUCUCUCCCCUAGGUUUUCAGCUGGUUCUGCUCAAUGGAGGUUUCUCCGAGCUGGUGCACGCAGAGACGCCGCUUUUCGCGCUUCGAGAAGGCAAUGCGAAGUCUGGCCUAGUUGGUCGGCGGGUUGGAGCACCGAGUUCGAGCUGCAUUCGAGCUUGAUUUCAGAUCUGGGGUUGUCAAUUUCCGUUUCUGGAAGCUUCCUUCGCUGUAAAUUAUUGGUGUGGGUUGGGUCGGAGGUGUGAGUGCGAAGCUAAGUUAGGUCUUCUUAUAUAGAAAGCUGAGUUAGGUUUCAGUCAGUUCAGCUUGAUAUCUAUUGCUGAUCUUAUCUGGUCGGGCUUCGGAUUUUGAGGGAUGAACGGUAGCUUUAGGGCACUGGAACCGCAAAUGCUGGGGCAGAGACGCCAGCAGGCGAUGAAGGAUAAAGAGGAGGAGCUCCAAUUGUUCCUCGAGAUGCGCAAGCGCGAGAAGGAACGCAGCGAUCUCCUCCUUAACAACGCCGCAGAAUUCGAUGCUCCCUUGGGAUCAAAGCCUGGGACUUCUCCAAUCUUCAAUCUUGCCCCAUCGGCAGCACCACGGAAACUUGCUACUGAUGAUUUUUUAAAUGCCGAUAGUGAUAAGAAUGAUUACGAUUGGCUUCUCACACCACCUGGUACUCCCCUUUUUCCUUCUUUGGAGAUGGAAUCACAGAAGACACUCAUGAAUCAGCUAGGUACUCCAAAGGCUCGUCCAACCGCACUUAAAUCUAGAUUGGCAAAUGCCCAGGCGGAACCUGUCACUACGAGAAGCCUAAUGUCUAGACAACCAGCUUCAUCUCCGGGAUUGAACUCUUCCACAGCAGGUGCUCGAAGGCCCUCAUCUUCUGGUGGCCCAGGAUCAAGGCCUGCAACUCCAACAGGUCGGCCCACACUAACCACUUCCUCUAAAUCCUCGAGACCCUUGACGCCUACCUCGAGACCAACACUAUCUUCGAGCAGAUCUACUCUCUCUUCAACUAGGCCUUCACUUUCUACCACCAAGUCAGCCGCUUCAUUGACUAAAGCUUCUGUUUCAGCAACUAAACCAGCUGUUUCAGCAGCUAAACCAGCAGUUCCUUCAAGGUCGUCCACUCCAUCAAGGUCCACUGCUAGAUCUUCCACUCCAACUUCACGACCCUCUGUUCCCCCUCCAAAACCUGCCUCAAGGUCUGCUACCCCAACACGCCGAGCUUCCACUCCAUCAAGUGCACCGAGCAUAUCUGGCCCCCCAAGUAGACCAUCCUCUUCAGUGUCAAAACCUUCUGCUCCUGCAACUUUGAGAAAUCCUGUAACAUCACGUGGGGCCUCCCCAACGGUGAAAUCCCGACCAUGGAAACCCUCAGAGAUGCCUGGUUUUUCCCUUGAAGCUCCACCUAACUUAAGGACAUCAUUACCUGAGGGGCCGCUUUCAGCAACUCGGGGUAGACCAGGAGCACCCAGUUCUCGAUCCUCCUCUGUAGAGCCAGCUCUGCCUGGGAGACCGAGGAGGCAAUCAUGCUCUCCCUCGAGAGGACGCCUUGCCAAUGGUGUUCUUCAUCCUAGUGGAAGCUCUGUUCCUGCAAGGAACCGUAACCAUACCAAAGUCACUGACAACAUUAGCCCCGUUUUAAUGGGAACAAAGAUGGUGGAAAGGGUGAUGAACAUGAGAAAGCUAGCACCUCCUAAGCAAGAUGAUAAGCAUUCUCCUCACAGUAACUUGUCUGGAAAGUCGGCUUCAUCUCCUGAUAGUUCAGGAUUCGGGCGGACUCUCUCCAAAAAAUCUCUGGAUAUGGCGAUAAGGCACAUGGAUAUAAGACGGAGCAUUCCUGGGAACUUGCGGCCGCUGAUGACAAAUAUUCCAGCUUCCUCCAUGUACAGCGUGAGAUCAGGGUCAGGGCCCACAAGAAGCAAUAGAACCAUUAGCGUGUCAGAUUCACCCCUAGCCACAAGCAGCAAUGCCAGUUCUGAAGUGAGCGUGAACAACAAUGGUCUCUGUGGGGAUGGGCGCGAGCUGGAAGACGAUAUAGGGAGCGAGAGGGAUGGGCUUUCCCCUGCAAGUGUGCGAGGCCGGCGAUUGUGACAAUCGAACCGAACCAAGCGCUCUCCCCUUCUAAGAGGACUGACCCCAAGAUGUAGUAGUACUUUGGUGAGAGAUUAGCGUAGGAAAUGGCCUGGUUUGUCUGUAUCGAUUUGAAUACGAAGUUAAGUUGUAUCAACCCAUGGAUGACGAGAUUAUUAUGUACAAACUUGACGGUGGUUGUUUGCGUAUGAUCAAACACCGUGAAUUGUAGCACUCUCGUUUGUAAGUUGUCCUUGGCCAAGGUAAUGGAAUCUGAGUGUGCUAUUUUCUGAUUAGGUUA